Messenger RNA from Cercopithifilaria johnstoni, 252 nucleotides. The record is from the annotation of a GenBank genome assembly. Lineage: Eukaryota; Metazoa; Nematoda; Chromadorea; Rhabditida; Onchocercidae.
AUGUGUCGUGGAAUGAUAUCUCCGAGUGCAGCACCUCAUAAACUUACCUGGCUGGGAGGAUCUCGCGAUCAAGAAGGCGGGACCUCCAUGCCAACAGCAAAAUUUUUGCGUUUGGGGACAGCGUUCGCGCUUCCCCGCUUAUUGGUUUCAGGGCAUGUAGAGCGGCCGUGCUUCGGUGAAGAAAUUUCAUGGGUUGACAGUACAUUGUGUCAUGGUGUCUCAUCAGGGAACCAAUUACUACGUGAAACUUAA